Zymoseptoria tritici IPO323 is the source of this 3359-nucleotide messenger RNA. RefSeq lists its product as uncharacterized. The record is from RefSeq and is a predicted model, not a curated record. Bases 1 to 3252 code for a protein of 1083 amino acids. NCBI's taxonomy places the organism in Eukaryota, Fungi, Ascomycota, Dothideomycetes, Mycosphaerellales, Mycosphaerellaceae. The transcript is spliced from 3 exons. Gene Ontology annotation, cellular component: ribonucleoprotein complex; cytosol. Gene Ontology annotation, molecular function: GTP binding; ribosome binding; GTPase activity. Gene Ontology annotation, biological process: cytosolic ribosome assembly.
AUGCCCGUCGUACAGCCAGAGAAGCUUGUGAAGCUACAACAGCAAGGCGAUGGAAUUCGCAAUGAUCACGGCAAAACAUCAUUGACAGACGCCCUGAUCGCCACAAAUGGAAUCAUUUCACCAAAACUGGCGGGCAAGAUCCGCUACUUGGAUUCUCGACCCGAUGAACAAUUGCGUGGAAUCACCAUGGAGUCUUCUGCCAUCUCAUUAUAUUUCUCACUACUACGGAGAAACGCACCCAACGCCGAGCCCGUCCAGAAGGAGUAUCUCAUCAACUUGAUCGACUCGCCCGGUCACAUUGAUUUCAGCUCCGAGGUAUCAACGGCAUCAAGACUAUGCGAUGGCGCUGUUGUUCUGGUGGAUGCGGUCGAAGGCGUAUGUUCACAGACGGUCACCGUGUUGCGUCAGGCAUGGUCAGAAAAACUCAAACCUCUAUUGGUCAUCAACAAAAUGGAUCGUCUGAUCACAGAACUGAAGUUGAGUCCUGGCGAGGCGUAUACUCAUUUGUCGAAAUUACUGGAGCAGGUCAACGCUGUCAUGGGAAGCUUUGCGUUGGGCGAGAGAAUGGAGGACGAUCUUCGAUGGCGAGAGAGAAUUGAGGAGAAGGUGACGGCCGCCAGUGCAAGAGAGCAGCGGGAAAGUGUAGCCCAGGACGAUCAAGGAGUCAUCACGAAUGAAACGACAACCACGGAGUAUGAAGAAUUGGAAGACGAAGACAUCUACUUUGAGCCGGAGAAGAACAACGUCAUUUUCAGCUCUGCCAUCGAUGGCUGGGCUUUCACACCACGACAAUUUGCAAGUCUAUACGAGAAGAAGCUGGGCAUCAAACGAAAUGUUCUUGAGAAAGUGCUGUGGGGCGACUUCUACCUCGAUCCGAAAACGAAGCGGAUCCUUGGACCCAAGCAUUUGAAGGGUCGCAACCUGAAGCCCAUGUUCGUGCAGCUUGUUCUUGAGCAAGUCUGGGCUGUCUAUGAGGCCACGACUGGUGGUUCUAACAACAGGGGAGAUUCCGCUCUGCUCGAGAAGAUCACGAAAGGAUUGAGCCUCAACAUUCCAGCUCACAUUAUGCGAUCAAAGGAUCCCAAGGCACUAUUAUCAGCAGUAUUCUCUGCUUGGCUUCCGCUUUCCACAGCGCUUCUUGUCUCCGUCAUCGAGACUUUACCCUCACCUCAGUCAGCGCAAGAAGCAAGAAUGCCAGCUCUGCUCAAACAGUCACCCGGCGCCGAACACAUCGACAGCAAGAUCCACGACGCGAUGGUGCAUUCCACAUCGACUAUUGGCGAACCGACAAUAGCAUUUGUCAGCAAAAUGAUCUCUAUCCCAGAAAGCGAACUACCAGCAAACAAGCGACGUGGCGGAGCUUUAACAGCGGAAGAGGCGAGGGAACUUGGUCGAAAGAAGAGAGCAGAGAUCGCCAGAGCUCAAGCUCAGGCAAGCGGCGAGGCUGACGUUGACUCUGUGACGGACACAUUGAGCACGGCUGCGAUCGGCGACGAAGAGGAGAUUCAGGCCGAGAAUGGCGAGGAGGAGCAAGCAGAUGAUCCAGAACAUCUCAUCGGAUUCGCCCGACUUUUCUCUGGCACAUUGACUGUCGGCGAUGAAGUCUAUGUUCUGCCGCCGAAAUUCACACCUGCUCGAGCAAAUGCCCAACCACUGCCGAAGAAAGUCACCAUUACCGCUCUGUACCUACUCAUGGGUCGCAGUCUGGAGUCUCUGAACUCAGUACCGGCUGGAAACAUUGUCGGUAUUGCUGGUCUCGAAGGUGCAGUACUAAAGUCCGGCACGAUCUCCUCCCAUCUGGAGGGCGCACCGAAUUUGUCGUCCACCACCGCCAUCUCAACGAAUGCUCCUAUUGUCCGCGUCGCGCUAGAGCCCACCUUCACAGGAGACUUGGAUAAGAUGAUCCGCGGGCUACGCCUACUGGAACAAGCCGAUCCAGCAGUAUCGUACGAGCAGUUGGAGAGCGGAGAGCACGUCAUCCUCACGGCUGGAGAACUCCAUCUUGAACGCUGUCUCAAAGACUUGAAGGAACGCUUCGCGAAGUGUGAUAUCCAAGCUGGUGAAGCAAUCGUGCCAUACAGAGAAGGCAUCGUCAAAGCCGAAGAGAUGAAUCCUCCGCAAGAUCCUACCCUCGGACGAGGCAGAGUGGAAGGCGUGACGUCGAGCAAGCAAGUCACUGUUCGAAUCAGAGUGAUGCCUUUGCCUGCACCGGUGACGGAGUUUCUGGUAAAGCAUAGUGGUGCUGUCAAGCGUCUCUAUUCUGAACGUAAGGCUCAAGAGGAGGAGAGGAUUACAGGCAGCGCUGGAGCUGAGCACGAUCUUGACGACGAAGGCAAUGCUGGAGAGCACGACAUCGAGGCAGAAGACGAUGCUGUGGAUGCUGGCCAGCAUCUUUCGACGGCCGAGUUCAAGCAACGCCUUUCAGAGGCAUUCGCCGAGGACAAAGCCGAUAGAGAGCUAUGGAAAGAUGCCGUCGACCAGAUCGCGUCUUUCGGACCACGGCGCGUCGGUCCAAACGUCCUAAUCGACGCAACAAAGGAAGGCAUCUGCGGGAAGUUCCUCCACGAAACCGACCACUCCCCCGCCAAUGGCCUUACAACCGACAAACAAACCUCCACUCUCGCCGACAAAAUCGCCUACGCCUUCCAACUCGCCACACACCAAGGUCCCCUCUGCCACGAACCCCUCCAAGGCAUCGCCGUCUUCCUCGAAGACCUCUCCACGACCCUCCAACCCGACGAAGUCGCUGCGAACAUGGGCCGUCUGACCGGCGAAAUCAUCCGCACGGUCCGCGAAUCCAUCCGCAUCGGCUUCCUCGACUGGAGUCCCCGGAUCCUGCUCGCGAUGUAUUCUUGCGAGAUUCAAGCCUCCGCUGAGGUGCUGGGACGGGUCUACUCGGUCAUCACUCGGAGGCGAGGGCGGAUCGUGAGUGAGUCUCUGCUUGAGCCGUCGACGAAUUUCACCAUCUUGGCUCUACUGCCUGUGGCGGAGUCGUUUGGGUUCUCUGAUGAGAUCCGUCAGCGAACGAGUGGAUUCGCGGCGCCACAGUUGGUGUUUGAGGGUUUUGAGAUGUUGGAUGAGGAUCCGUUUUGGGUUCCGACUACGGAGGAGGAGUUGGAGGACUUGGGCGAGAAGGCGGAUAAGGAUAAUGUGGCGAAGAGGUAUGUCGAUGGGGUGAGGGGGAGGAAGGGUUUGGCGGUGAAGAAGAAGGUGGUGGAGAGUGCGGAGAAACAGAAGACGUUGAAGAGGUAGAUUGAGAGAUUCUAGGAUGGAGAUGGAUCUUCUGCCUUCUCGUUGCAGACACUGCUGUCCUACCUUUGGGUAUGCAACUGCAUCGAUCUUUCUCACUUCCUUGGCUU